Molecule: messenger RNA, 6427 nt
Organism: Mytilus trossulus (common blue mussel)
Lineage: Eukaryota; Metazoa; Mollusca; Bivalvia; Mytilida; Mytilidae
Product: von Willebrand factor A domain-containing protein 3B-like
Exons: 36
Coding region: 271-6183 (1970 amino acids)
Source: RefSeq, a predicted model, not a curated record
AAGACUAUAGAGAAAACCGAAUGCCAAGCAACUGUGGUUGUGUACAAUAUGGCGAUGCAGGGGUCGGCGAAUUUGAACUUAAAUAUCGUGAAUUAACACUUAAAAAGUCUGGAUAAUGUAAAAUUUGUCUGUGCGGUUUUCGGAAAAUAAUUGCGAAUGUUUGGCUAAUGUUUUAAACCUUCAAUCAUAUCUAAUUGAUAUUUGUGAUAUUGAUAAGUGUCAAAAUUAAAUAUCUUGGAGUUUAAUCAUUCACACCUCUAAAACUUAAAGAUGACAGCAGCUUUAUAUGCACUAGAUCCUUACAGGAAGAAUGCUUAUUCAGACCAUGUAUCAUUUGAUAUUGAAUACAAGACGCCUUAUGCAUCAAAGAUUCAAGUUGGGAUUGAAAAUACUGAGAGAGCAGUAGAAGAAUACAAUCCAGAAGUCAGCUUACAGAAAACUCCAACACAAACAUGGGAAAUGGAUGUCAGAUCUCUCGUCAAUUCCAAGAAAUGGAUCUCCCAGUACGGGUUACGGAGGAGUAAAUUAACGCUGUAUCAGGUCCUACCAGUUAUAGGGUUCAAAGUUAGUGAUGAUUUCGAUAGAUCACUAAAAAGACCAAUCAGUUCCAGGUAUGCAGAUGGCCUUUUCCAUCAGAUAUUAAGACCUGAUGGUAAAACCUUUAAUAUAACGUGCAGUAGAGAACAGUUACGACAGAUUGAGGCUCGUCUUAAUCAGUCAUUGCUUUUGUUCAAACGAAGACUAGAAUGGCUGACAACAGAAAGUAGGCGUUUGUUUGGUGUAAUAGAAGAGAAAGCAUUGACCAUUGUCCUUGAUAUAAGAAAUAUGUCUCCCAUCCACUUUGACCAAUACAGAAUGGCUUUAGAGAGAGUGAUUUACGAACAACUAACUCAAGUUGUCAAGUUUAAUUUGAUUAGGUCCACAGAUGAUAUAGAGAAAUACCAACCAGAAUGUGUUCCUGUGACACAUGAUACAAUACAAGGUGCUGUUGACUGGGUCUGGGGACUAGAUAGAUUAGCACCAGUGGCCAAAACAUCAACUUGUGAAGCUAUUGUAAAGGCUUCUAUGGACCCUAAUAAUGAGGCUAUUUAUCUAUUCACUGAAGGGACUGCUAUAGAAACAUGUAAAGAAAUAUUAAAAGAAAAGGUGAGAAAAAUACACCACAAAGUGCCUGUCCACACUGUGGCCUUCAACUGUGAUGACUCAGCUACUGUAAGAUUCCUUAAAGAUUUUGCUGAUAGAACUUGUGCCAAAUUUCAUGCUUACUCUGUGAUAAUGGAGAUGGAUAGUUAUGAAUCCUCCCCUAUUGACCCUCGUAACAAUAGAGCUAACAUAGUGCUGAAGAAACGUACCUAUGGCGGAGUUCCCCCUGGGGCAGGGAUGAGAGAAGAUGUAGCUUUAUUGUUUGAGGAGAUAGAAGAAACAAGGAACACUAUUGCUCAAGUACAAGCUAUCAUGGCAGAAGUGCCUGAACCUAAAGUUAUUGUUGAAUCCGUGAUAGAUAAGACAGACCUGAGUGAAAGAGAUGAACAGUACAUGGGAACAAAGCAAUGGUUGAACAUUUAUGGACUUGGUGCUCGAAGACUAGAAUUAUGGGAUGUAUUAGGGAGUGUUGCAUUCAAACAUCGGGAUGGAAUAGUCGAUCUCAAAGUCAAGCCAGAUAAUAAUACACAAACUGAAGCACUGACCCACAGUAAGCUUAUUAAUGCAAGAUAUUGUGACAAGUUUCCUGUGGUCAAGUGGAAAGAUGGCCAAGUAAUGCAUGUCCAGGUCACACCAGAGAUACACAGAAGAUAUGAAAGAAAGAUAAAUAUUUCUCUCAGAUCUUUUCAUCAAAGAAUUGACUGGUUGAAGCAGGGAAGUAGAGCUUUAUUUGGUACAGUUAUAGAGGACCAGAUCUAUGUACUGAUAGACACUUCGGCAUCAAUGUUACCCAGUAUUACAUUCGUGAAGGACAAACUCUUUAUAUUAAUGCAGGAACAAUUGAGACAUAAAAAGAAGUUCAAUAUGGUAGCAUUUAACUCCAAAGCAAUAACCUGGCAGAAUAGAAUGGUUGAUGUUACAGAGCAGUCUCUGAUUGGUGCUUGGAAAUGGAUCCAGAACUUGUCGUGCUGGGGUUCAACUAAUACCUACGCUGCCUUACAACAUGCCUUGUCUGACCCAGGAACACAGGCUAUAUAUCUUCUGACAGAUGGUAGACCUGAUCAGCCACCAAAGUCAAUCAUUGCUCAAGUACAGAUGCAGCACUGUGUUCCUGUUCAUGCUAUUUCCUUUAACUGUAAUGAUACAGAGGCUAACCAAUUCCUGUCUGAUUUGGCCCAGGCCACUGAUGGAAGAUACCAUUAUUUCUCUGAGAAAGGCAUUGAUGCAGACCAGCCAAAAUCUUGGGAGAGUGAAGACAUAAGACUUCUGAAGGAAGAAAUAAGAAGAGGCUUAGAACAUCUACAGAAGAUAGAGGAUCUCAGGGACGAAUGUUCUAAUCUAUCAUGGAAAAGUGGGGCAGAGAAUCUGAGGGAAAGCAGAUGCAGCAGGAAUCAUCCAAUGCCAAAAACUGACAGACCAUCAGCUGUUCCUGCUAUGGAUCCAUCGGAGAUCUUUCGUCCAGAUCCAUUGAGUAUACCACGCCCAAAGAGUUGUCCUCCCCCACGAGAGGACAGACAAACACCAUCACCACCACCUAGAUCAGCGUCCCCUCCUGCUCAGAAAUCAUCACUAAGGAUUCGUAGAUAUUCACGGCCAGUCAGUGCUAGAAAGUCAUCUCAGAAUCCACUAAGUGCUUCAAAAAAAGAAAUAUCAUCUCGUCCUCGCAGAAAAUCAGCUCACACUAGAACAAGUUUACUACGUACAAUGACAAGCACUGGAAGGUUUGAUCCUGAUGAAUGGCUACUGCCAGAAACCCGACAGUUGUUUGAGAAACAAGCCAAACACCAGCAACAGUUAGCUGAAGCUCUACAACGCUUUCAUCUUUCUCCGUAUGUUGUGGAACGUAGAAACGUUGAUCAAAAGAGAGAAAAUGCAAGGACAUUCAGAAAGAAAAGACUAGCAAGGGCCAAAGAAACAUCUUCAAAGAUUUGGUUGAGCAAGCAUGGACUAGUUGCAAAGAAACUGACUAUACUGGAUGCCCUAGCACCGACAUUUAUACCAAGAAGGGCUAAAUAUGUCCCUAUACUGGAUAGACAUGUACUAUCUAAGGUUUUUGAUGAUAUAUUACCAAUGGCCCAUGUAUCCAGCAGGAAACCACAUGUUACAUUAAUAAAUCCUUCAGCUGUUGAUUUACAUGGUUAUGAACAGAAAGUACACAAGGCUAUAGUAUCCUAUCAUAAACGUCUCAAUAAAAUUGUAUGGGAAGCUCUGCCUGAAGAAGAACGCAAAAAACUUGAUUCAGACAAACCUGUUCCAUUUGAGGAGAAUCGCAAUGAAUUACUGGAUGCAUUAGAUAAUGCCGGUUGGCCAAUCAAAGAAAAUGAUAUUAUAUUACUAGAAGAAGAAAUCACUAGAGCAAAUAACUUUCUACAGCAAUCAAAAGACCUUCGCCGAGCCUCAGACCCUCGACGAAAAGACAGUUACGAUAAUUUACUUGAGCGUGUUAUGGAUAUGGAUGACAAAGAUAAGUCAUCAAGUUCUAGCUCAAGUGACAGUGAAAGUGAUGACAGUCGUAGCGACCAUAGUGACAAGGGAAACAAGAGCGUCAGGAGUGAGAAAAGUGACAAGGGUGACAGAAGUGUUAGAAGUGACAAGAGCGACAAAGGAGACAGGAGUGUCAGAAGUGACAGAAGCAAGGACAGGAAAGAGGAUGACGAUCUAAAUGUCUAUGAUGAUAAAGCGAGUGUGGCCUCCAGCUUAACUGAUAAAAGUACACACGACUUUUUCGAGGUCAGUCACACUUACUGCCAGGCUCUUAUACGCAAAUUCCAUCACAAGAUAUACAUUUACAAAACUAUUGGCAAGAUGGAGAUGGAAGACAAAUUAGAAGGAUUUCAUCUUCAAAAUCAUUAUAAAGACUUCAUUCUGAAGUAUUAUGAUGAAAUGAACAGGAAUGGAAACGGGAAGAGGAAGAUAUUGAAAAACAAAUGUGAUUCAUCAGGGAGUUUGAGCAAUGUUAUGAAGUCACACCCUGAGAAGGUUUACGACAAUAAGAUGGAGAAGAUACAGUUUAAUCCAACUAUCAUCAGGAAAGUUUUAGACACAUUGAAAGGACAGAGUGUCAUCGCUAGGAAUGAUAAAGAUGGAUUUUACUACCCCGGGACAGUUGUUAGAUGUCCAGAUCCACGACAUGCUGUUAUACAGUUUGAGGACAAGGAAGAGAGAACAGUUCCCACCAGACUUGUUAUUGCAAUGAGUGGUGCUAUACCUAUGCCUUUGUUAAGGGCAGGUGAUUAUGUGUUAGUGAGAGUACAGUAUACCACUGAUAAGUCUGACUGUUAUGUUCCUGGUAUUGUACAAGUUAUACCUGCACGUGAGGAGGCCUCAAAUAAAUUCUACACAGUGGUCAUGUUCAAUGGACAACAGGCAACAACAACAAGGAACUUAUUGAUGAAGAUCAGUAAAUGUAGAUUUGAAUUUGCCUUAAGAUAUAUUGCCGAUAUACAGAAUGUGGACAGCAGAAAAUAUGAAGAUAAAGUGUAUGUCACUCCAAGAACACCAAGAACUCCACGACCUUCAGAUAAAGAGAAAAAAGUGAGGAAAGAAAAAAAGACAGUGAUUAAGAAAAAAGAAGAAAGACACAGAUCAAAAUCAUCAGACUCAUCAAGGUCUAGGUCACGAUCAUCAUCACGAUCAAGAUCGCCCUCUCGUUCACCAAAACAGUCCAGAUCCAGGUCUAGAUCAAGGUCAAGUUCUAGAUCAAGGUCACGAUCUAAAUCAAGAUCCAGAUCUGUGUCAUCUCGGUCAAGGUCUCGAACACCUGAAAAAAAAUUAAAGUCAAAAGACUCCUCAAAGAAAGAAAGAGAAAGGAGAUCUUCUAGCUCUAGUUCAGGGUCAAGGUCAGAAUCUAUUCAUCUGAGGCCAAAGUCAUCAAAAGUUAGGAAACCACCUAUAGAAAGGCCAGUUACUCCUGUAUUAGGACAACAUGAAGAAGAGGAAAGGGAAAGAAAAAGAAUUAAAGAAAAGAAGAGGAAGCAUAAAUUGAAAGUGUUGAGAAAACAAUUAUUAAAACAACAGGAGGAACAGGAACAGCAGCAAUUGGCCCUAAAGCAACAGAGAAAGAAAAUGAAGAAGAUGAAAAAGAGACUGAAAAAGAAGAAAAGACAUGAAAGUUCCUUUGAGACAGAUUCUGAUGAGGACAGCAGACAAGCAGACAGCAGACAAGGGGAGAAAGACAAGGUUCAUGAGAAAAUGCCAGGACUUUUGAUUCUAAGAAAAUCACUGCCACAUUUAAGAGAAGGAGAGGAGGUAUUAGCUAGAUGGUCAGAUGAAGGCUGGUAUUUCAGAGGUAUUGUUAGGGAGGAUUGUGGUGAUCGUAGUUAUAUUGUAGAGGAUGCCACUCAUCAAGUUGAGAAAAUCUGGAGAGAAGAUAUCAUAACAGACUAUGAUGAUGCUAAUCAAAUAUUACAGCCAAAGGAUCCAAUAGUUGCCUUACAUCCACUUUACAGCUUUAGUUAUGCCCCUGGAGUUAUUCUAGAAGUAUAUCACAACAUGUGGAUGAAGGUCAGAUUUUAUGAUGGAGAAGAAGCCAAGAUUCCAAGAGAGGAAGCAUUUAAACUGACAUCAGAAAAGUUUGAACAUGAUGUUAAUUUUAUCAUUGAAUGUGAGACUAGAUGGGUGGAGCAGGCUGUUGUAGCCCGUGAUGAUAGAUAUGGAACAUAUCAUUUAGCAUCAGUAAAGAAGAGAAAAGGAAAUGGCAGAGAAUAUCUCCUAGAAUGGUGUGAUGGAUCCCAGGCUGAGCAAAACUCCAUUCAUAUCUUUGGAGUGUACACCAAACAUCAUCGUCUGGCUGUAGGAGACCAUGUGUUGGCCAUGAUGGAUGAACAACAACACAUGUAUCUACCAGGAUGGAUAGCUGGUAUUGUGGGUGAUAAGAUCAACAUCAAGUUCUGUGAAGGAUCUAUAAAAGAUGUAGAUGACGUUCUCCAAUGUUUCUGGUUAAGUAAUGAUUACUAUGACAACGCAGUCCAGUUCUUCACAAAAUGUCAAGAAGUACAGUUAGAAAGUGAGGAUGCAACAACAAACAAAGAGGAAUUCUAACUUAUUUACAUUGAUAUUGUUAUUUUAAUAUUGUAAUGAAUAUGUAUGAAUUAUAUGCUUCAAACUGUAGUACUGUGAAAGUACUUUUAUUCGUGGGGUACCAAUUUUCGUGGUUUUCGUGGAUGAUGUUAUCCACGAAUUUAAGUGUCCAACGAAAUAAAACAAUCAUUGUCCAAAUCAAGACAUGGAAAGAUCCCCAUUGGUAGGUUUGACUAUAGUCCAAAUAAUUAUGACGUCUGGCAAG